UUAUUCUCACCACACACACUCACUUAAGCUCCUCUUCAGAAACUAUUAAGGCCCAUUGUUCCCAUUUCUUCUGUGUGUUUUCUUUCUCCUUCUCUUGCCAUUUUCCCUUCUCAGGAGGAAACCCAGAGAGAGCUUCAGAAGCAUAGAAUAAAGUGCAGCCAUAAGGAGGGAGGAGGAGGAGGAGGAGGAAAGAGGGCAUAUAUUGUUGCCCCUUUCUCUGGGGGGUUUACUUCUUAUGUUCCAAUGAUGGGUAAAAAAAGGGCUGAUUUUGUAAUGUGGGAUGUGGUUCUGGUGUUAUUGGGUCUCUGGGUUUUUACGGUCAGAGCCUCUGUGAGCUAUGAUUCGAGAGCCAUCACAAUUAAUGGGCACAGGAAAAUCCUCAUCUCUGGGUCCAUCCACUACCCCAGAAGCACCCCUGAGGUACAAACAUAUGUUCUCCCACAAAUAUGUGGCCAGAUCUCAUUCAGAAGGCAAAAGAAGGUGGCCUAGACGUGAUUCAGACUUAUGUCUUCUGGAAUGGGCAUGAACCUUCACCUGGCAAAUACAAUUUUGAGGAUAAUUAUGAUCUGGUAAGAUUUGUUAAGCUGGUGAAGCAAGCAGGCCUCUAUGUCCAUCUCAGGGUUGGCCCUUAUGUCUGUGCUGAGUGGAAUUUUGGUGGAUUCCCUGUUUGGCUGAAAUACAUCCCUGGGAUCAGCUUUAGAACCGAUAAUGGACCGUUCAAGUACUACAUGCAAAAAUUCACAACCAAGAUAGUCAACAUGAUGAAAGCAGAAAGGUUAUUUGAGUCUCAAGGGGGUCCAAUAAUUCUUUCCCAGAUUGAGAAUGAAUAUGGACCCAUGGAGUAUGAACUGGGCUCCGCUGGUAAAGCUUACACAAAUUGGGCGGCAAAAAUGGCUGUGGGCCUAGGCACUGGUGUCCCGUGGGUUAUGUGCAAGCAAGACGAUGCCCCUGAUCCCGUUAUCAACACCUGCAAUGGGUUUUACUGCGAUUACUUCUCUCCUAACAAGGCUUACAAACCAAAGAUGUGGACUGAAGCUUGGACAGGAUGGUUUACUGAAUUUGGAGGUGCAGUUCCUAAUAGGCCAGCAGAAGAUUUGGCGUUUUCAGUUGCGAGGUUUAUACAGAAGGGAGGGUCUUUCGUCAAUUACUACAUGUAUCACGGGGGUACAAAUUUUGGCCGAACUGCUGGUGGACCCUUCAUUGCAACUAGCUACGACUAUGGUGCUCCCAUUGACGAAUAUGGACUUCUAAGGCAGCCCAAAUGGGGCCAUCUAAAGGAUCUGCAUAGAGCAAUAAAACUGUGCGAACCAGCUUUAGUGUCGGGGAACCCCACAGUGACACGACUGGGAAAUUAUGAAGAGGCUCAUGUAUUCAAGUCACGUGGAGCCUGUGCUGCCUUUCUUGCAAACUACAACCCGAGAUCUUUUGCUAAAGUCUCUUUUGGGAAUAUGCAUUACAACCUUCCUCCUUGGUCCAUCAGCAUACUUCCUGACUGCAAGAACACAGUCUACAACACAGCUCGGGUGGGUGCACAAACUGCAAGGAUGAAGAUGACUCCUGUUCCUGUACACGGAGGAUUCUCAUGGCAAGCAUACAAUGAGGAGACAACUGCUUUUGAGGACAGUUCUUUCAUGAUGGUUGGGCUGUUGGAGCAGAUAAAUGCCACAAGAGAUGUUUCCGACUACUUGUGGUACAUGACAGAUGUCAACAUCAACUCCAAGGAAGCGUUCCUAAGAGGUGGAAAAUGGCCCGUUCUUUCUGUCCAAUCGGCGGGGCAUGCCUUGCAUGUUUUUGUUAACGGUCAACACUUAGGAAGUGCGUAUGGAAGUCUAGAGUUCCCCAAACUAACUUUCAGUGAAAGUGUAAACCUUAGACCCGGUGUCAACAAGAUCUCUCUCCUGAGUAUUGCUGUUGGUCUUCCGAAUGUGGGUCCCCAUUUUGAGCGAUGGAAUGCCGGUGUUCUUGGGCCCGUGACACUAUAUGGUCUGAAUGAAGGGAGGAGAGACCUGACGUGGCAAAAGUGGUCUUACAAGGUUGGGUUGAAGGGAGAAGCAUUGAGUCUUCAUUCUCUCAGUGGGAGCUCCUCAGUCGAGUGGGCACAGGGAUCUCUAGUGGCACGAAGGCAGCCCUUAACCUGGUACAAGACGGUUGUUAAUGCCCCAGCUGGCAACACGCCAUUGGCCCUGGACAUGGGGAGCAUGGGCAAAGGUCAAAUUUGGAUAAACGGGCAGAGCAUCGGUCGAUACUGGCCAGCAUAUAAAGCCUCUGGAAGUUGUGGUUGGUGUGAUUAUGCAGGAACAUACAGUGAGAAAAAGUGCUUGAGCAAUUGUGGGGAAGCGUCACAGAGAUGGUAUCAUGUUCCUCGUUCAUGGCUCAACCCAACAGGCAACUUGCUGGUUGUUUUCGAGGAGUGGGGUGGGGACCCGAACGGGAUUUCUCUUGUGAGGAGAGACAUAGACAGUGUUUGUGCAGACAUUUAUGAGUGGCAGCCCACUCUGAUAAACUAUGAGAUGCAGGCCUCAGGUAAAGUCAACAAGCCCCUGCAUCCCAAGGCCCACUUAUCAUGCUCCCCGGGGCAGAAGAUCUCCAAGGUUAAGUUUGCUAGCUUUGGGAUGCCCCAGGGGGCCUGCGGAAGUUUCCGUGAAGGAAGCUGUCAUGCAUUCCAUUCGUAUGAUGUCUUCCAAAAGAUUUGCGUUGGCCAGAACUCAUGCACCGUGCCCGUGACUCCAGAGAUAUUUGGCGGAGACCCAUGCCCAAGCGUAAUGAAGAAGCUCUCUGUUGAGGUCAUUUGCAGCUAAGAAAACAAACCACGAAAUUCCCACUUAUUGAAGAGCUAAGGCUUGAGAAAAACCAAGUUCCCUCUUUUACCAUCUCGGUAAUUUACUAGCUCGAAUCCGUUGUCCUUGGAGUCGUGCAGGGUUCAGCAUCUACAGAGGUGAAGUUGUACAAAAUUACACUAACACAGCACACACUCUUGUCCGCAUGAAGCCUCUCACUGAUUCUGAUGAUGGUGGAUUAUAGAUUGGGAUAUAUACAAACAAUUAUGUAUAUGUACAUAGAUAUGUUCUAGUCAUUCCUUAUCGUAUGAUGAGUUGAGGGAUUUGAUGUGAACAAAGCACAUUGAGACAGCCAACUGGAGUCCAUGUGCUCUGUGGGUUUUAGGAAAGCCUCUGAUUUCUUAAUCAUGUUCCCUAAGAAUCAAAUGUUCGAUUUGCUUAUGUUGUAUUGAAGAAUUGCUUCAGAUGGUAAUCAAAUGAAGCCAAUUGCUUCAUUUAUCUAAUGGCAUUUUCUGUUCAUGGAAA
Punica granatum (pomegranate) is the source of this 3302-nucleotide messenger RNA. The record is from RefSeq and is a predicted model, not a curated record. Lineage: Eukaryota; Viridiplantae; Streptophyta; Magnoliopsida; Myrtales; Lythraceae.